Messenger RNA from Hevea brasiliensis (rubber tree), 1313 nucleotides. Its product is annotated as zinc finger protein ZAT10. Bases 354 to 1094 code for a protein of 246 amino acids. The transcript has a single exon. The record is from RefSeq and is a predicted model, not a curated record. Gene Ontology annotation, molecular function: DNA-binding transcription factor activity. Gene Ontology annotation, biological process: response to stress. NCBI's taxonomy places the organism in Eukaryota, Viridiplantae, Streptophyta, Magnoliopsida, Malpighiales, Euphorbiaceae.
CAAAAGACCCACUCAUCUUCAACUUGCCCAUUUACUAUUUCUCCUCUCGUUGUUGGUUAAAAAGGUUGGCGUACCAUUGAUUUGACUUGGAAUUAGUCCUCUCCUGUCCUCCUCUGUUAAGCACACUUGACCGACUUCACUCACCCCAACAACUCUCCCACUCACAACCCCUAACCUCACCUCUAUAUAUAAAUAAACCCCCCUUUCCACUUCUCACUCACAUCUCAUCUCCUCCUAUUGCUUCACACCUUGGGAUAAAGCAAUCGCUGCAGUUUCUUCUAGUUAGUUCUCUGCCUUAUUCACUCUCUUUCAUCAAGAAUCAAGAAUUCAAGAUCAAGAAUCUAGAUCUUAUUAUGGCUCUUGAAGCUCUAAAUUCCCCCACCACAGCCACUCCUUUCAACUAUGAGGAUACCUGGACUAAAAGAAAACGAUCCAAGAGGCCUCGCAGCGAAUCCCCUCCUACUGAGGAUGAGUAUCUCGCUCUCUGCCUUAUCAUGCUUGCUCGAGGCGGUGGCUCCACCACUAAAGAAGCUUCAUUUUCAUCUCCAUCUUCAUCUCCUUCUCCACCGACACCUCAACCGCCAGCUUUGACUCUUUCUUACAAGUGUACUGUUUGCAACAAGGCUUUCCCUUCUUAUCAAGCUCUUGGCGGACACAAGGCUAGCCAUAAAAAAUCCUCAUCUGAGACUACUACCGCCACCGCCAACGACAAACCUUCAUCCUCCUCAAACAUCAGCACCACCACUGCUAACACCGCCAGUGUAAGGACCCAUGAGUGUUCUAUUUGUCAUAAGACCUUCCCCACCGGUCAAGCCUUAGGUGGCCACAAGCGUCGUCACUAUGAAGGCCCUGUUGGUGGUGGUAACAACAAUAGCAGCAGCGCCAUAACCUCAUCGGAAGGUGGCGCAAGCCAGAGUCAGGGUCAAAGUCAAAGCCGAGUAGGCGGCUUCGAAUUUGACCUGAAUUUGCCGGCUAUGCCUGAGUUGAAUGAUUCAAGUAUCACUCGACAAUUGUUUAGAGAGCAAGAAAUGGAGAGUCCUCUGGCUGGAAAGAAACCAAGAUUAUCGUUCUUGCUUAAGCAAGAAGAAAACUGAAGUGACGAGAUAGAUACAGAGCUUGUAGAUUAGGUUGAUUAGAAAGAUGCUUGAAUUUUUUCGUCUUCAUUGAAAUUAGUUUUUUCCUGUUGAAUUCUAUGGUUCCGUAUUGUACAGAAAAAAUUGUUCAUUGUUUGUGAACUUCGCAUCAUGAUUUAUUCAUUCUUUCAAUUUGUUCCAAUCUUUUAGCUUCAAUAAUAAUUAAUUUAAUCUUGCUUA